Molecule: messenger RNA, 6942 nt
Organism: Patiria miniata (bat star)
Lineage: Eukaryota; Metazoa; Echinodermata; Asteroidea; Valvatida; Asterinidae
Exons: 10
Coding region: 325-3189 (954 amino acids)
Source: RefSeq, a predicted model, not a curated record
UUUAUCGUGUAGUUUCUGGCAACAAAAAUAGAGUACACUUGCGCGGCCGCAUCGGUUGCCAUCAACUACAAGUUAUAUUUGAUAAGUGGCGGAGAGUGGGAUUCCGGAAGUGACGUAAGACAACAAAAUCCGCUGGGGAAUUUAGUACGUUCGUGAUGCGGCUGCAGUAUUACAGUAUGCAUGAUGCAUUGCGUGCAGUGUGCAGUGCACGCCUGCCAGCGCCAAUGCGAAGCUAGUCAUGCUAGUUGAAAAGGACAACAGGAUGAUCGAACUUUGGUAGAACUUUGACUUUAGUAUUUCCCCUGUUUCCAAACCGCUACCAUCAUGUUCAACGGCAGAGGAAGCAGAGUGGCCACAGAGGAAGAGAGUAGGCUCCUUUUAUCCGGCAAAAAGAGAGCCAGUUAUUUAGAACGGAGGGCCCGAUUGUUGAGCGACGCUUCGAGUUCGAGCUCUUCGCAUGGUUCUGAGCCCGAUCCUGACAGCAUUGCGGGGAUGAGACUACGAGGAAGCCCCGUGCCUUCACCGGGCGGCCCACGCUCAGGCGCGGCGGGCGCUGCCGGACAAAACUGCGGCGGAGAUUUCGCGGAGGAGUGGAGUUCGAAAGGGGUGAUUAAAGCAUGUGAGUAUGUUGGAUCUUUCUCUGUGGCACAUCUACAACCAAGCAACAGAGCUGAGUUUGUGCGACUACAGCUUCAGUCUCUCCAGAAUCCGAAGAAAUCUCGACCUGUAUCACUCUUCAUCUCACUCUCAGGUAUCAAGGUCUACGAUCCUGAAAAUCAACAGGUGACGCUUAUGGCCCAUGCCUUGAAGCGGAUCUCCUAUGCCACCUGUGACCCCGACUUCUGCCAAUUUGCCUUCCUCUCUCGUAACCCUAAAGGGCCCGUCGGAAUCCAGUAUUGCCACGUCUUCAUCACGCGUGAACCUAACGAGACUGAGGAGAUCAACGCUAUCGUAGGCAAAGCCUUCAAGGUGGCCUACGCCAGCCUCCGAAGCAAGAAGCAGUUCUUUGAGUUGAUUGAGGAGCUGAAUCGUGAGCAGGAGGAGUACUUUGCACAGAUCACCCAUCAGCAGAACGCUGCGACACGGGUCGGUAGCUGGGUAGACGGCAGGGAGAGGGAGCUCAGUGUUGGCCAAGGCAGAGUCUGGGCAAAACAAGUUGCUGGGCGUAAGCAGCACAAACAACCCCACAUCAUCGCUGGUAUAGACCCCGCCCACCAGAUAAUUCCCCCGCCCACAAAUCGCUGUCGAUCACCUGUCAACUUUGCCACCCCGCCCCAAAGCCAGCAGCCUUCGAGCAGUCAGGCACAGCUCAUGAAUAAUUCAUCAUUGGAUGUUAAUCAGAGUGGAGCAUCAGCCAAUCGGGGUGUGCCUAUAAUAAGGUCUGGGUCAGGUGACUCUGCCGAGGAGUUUGAGUGGGUAACAGAAGAGGAUAUUGAUGAGGACGAUACCCAGGCUUCCGCUCCCACUAUUGAAGCAGAAGUUGCUUUCAAGCAAACUCACCGGACUAUUGCUCUACCACCAGCUCCUUACUACGAGGUAGAGCCCUGCAACGAGUGGACUGCUCGCUCCAUCGCUCUACCCACGACGGCUUUCUCAAUCAUCCACGAACAGAAGACCAAGCAUCUAGUGCUUCAGAACGAUCAGGCACCUCCGUCGACAUCCAGGGGCAACAUGGCGCUCAUGGAGAGCCACCGAGCUCAAACCCCAGGGCAGAUCCUUCUACAGGAUUCAACGGUCCCGCCUCCUUUUACUUACAAGCCCAAUAGAGAGGACGACGAUUGUUACGGAUACGGAAAUGGUUACUCAGAGAACAGACUGAGUGAAUACUCGGAUCGAGACUCGUUCGAUUACGAUCGGAGCUAUGCCAUCUUGGAGCAAUUCAUUAACGCCACGUGUGAUAUCUCUGGUGACUGGCUAGACCCCGAUCUGAGACCGUCACCAGUCUCUAAGGAGCCCAGUGAAAGGCCGUUUGAGGAUGUGCAAUCUGAGAACUCAGAGCAACGAGACUCAAUACCGAAUAACAACAACGUUCAGAAACUCGCUGAUGAAAACGGUGCAAAUUCACAAGAUAACGUGAACGCGCCUCAACCAGUACCACGUCAAAGCAAGGCACAAGGUGACAUGGCUCCUGAGAGUUUACAGAGUCAGAGGUCAUCCUCACCAAACAAUCAAGGUCAGAGGUUAAGUAGGCCAUCCAGUCAGGAGGACCGAGUGGCUCAUUUGAAUGGCCAGGCUAUGAAUAUUAAUCAAAAUGCAAAUGAGGAGCCAGGGAAGGAUAAACCCAAACCGGCGCCGAGGAAAGGGAAGGCACCUGCACCUCCAAUACCGGUAGACAUUGUGAAAUCCGUGCAUGGAAAAGGACCGGCACCGCCCAUUCCUGUAGAAGUUAACAAGUUGGUAAACGUUGAUGAAGCAAGCGAGAAGAACAAUCUGAAACGAUCCGCCUCGUCUGCAUCCAGUAAUGCAGAGGCGUCGAGUCGAGCGCUCGCUGCUCCGAAAUCACUAGACAUUGCCGGAGCGGCCGCUGUCAGUCAAAGGCUACUAAAGGGUCAGUCGUCCAUAUCAAGCCAGGACAGCUGCAAGAGGUCAGGUGGGAGGUCACCAGGUCACGUAGGUCACAAGGUGGAGGUGGAGAUUGGCAAAUUCCGAUGCAAGAAAGUCACCAAUAAUGGCAUUGCUCCACCACUUCCACCAAGGUCCACAUCCCUCGUUGAGAAUGGAACAGCCCAAGAUGGCGGCGGUGCCCAUGGCAACCCUAUCCAGUACAAAGAUGUGACUGAAGCGCCCUGGUUCAAGGCGGGAGUACCCAGAGAGAUCGCUGUGGAGAUACUACAGCAGGAGGUGAAAGGAGCCUUCAUCGUCCGCGAGAGCAAAAGCCACCCAGGAUGCUUUGCACUCUCCAUCAAAGUGGACGGCGACUUCAACGAGAGCGGCAUAGCCAAUUACCUGGUAGUCCGCACCAAGAAUGGCGGCUACACAAUCAAGGGUUUUGGAAGAGACUUUGCCGACUUGCCGAGACUGGUCCACCACUACUCCCUGCAUCAAGAACAGCUUCCUUGCAAGCUGAAUCUCUCCUGUUGCAAUCCUCUCUUCAGACAAGAUGAAGAUGAAGGGGAGGAGGAAGGGGGUGGAGACUUGGAUUACACAAGCAGGACAGAUUUCAAACCGGUUAUGGCUGGUAUGAAGUAGAUUUAACCAAAUUAAACCAGUUGAGUCCAGCUCAGAGACUUGGUUUACACUAACAAGUUGGAUUUCAAACCAGUUAUUGCCGGUCUAGUCUGAAGUACAGUAUCCACUUACAUUUGGUUCAGAGACUUGGUUGACACAAGCAAGAUGGAUUUCAAACCAGUUGUGGCCGGUAUGAAGUAGAGUUUACCAGUUAAGGCUGGUUCAGAGACUUGGUUUUCACAAGCAGGACCGAUUUCAAACCAGUCACGGCUGGUAUGAAGUAGACUAAACCAGUUUGAUCUAGUUCAGGGACUUCAAUUAUACAAGCAGAAAAGAUUUCAAACCAGUUAUGACUGGUAUGAAGUAGAGUCAACCAGUUGAGGCUGGUUCAGAGACUUAUUUACACAAGCAGGACAGAUUACAAACUGGUUAUGGCUGGUAUGUAGUAGAGUAAACUGGUUUGGCCCAGUUCAGAGACUUGGAUUACACAGGCAGGACAGAUUUUAGUAAACCAGUUAUGGCUGGUAUGAAGUAGAGUAAACCGGUUUGGUCCAGUUCACAGCAAGAGGAGAGGCUUAGGUUACACAAACAGUAUAGUUUCUGAAUCAGUUGUGGCUGGUAUGAAGUAGAGUAAACCAGUUUGGUCCAGUUCACAGCAAGAGAAGAGGCUGAGGUUACACAAACAGUAUGGUUUUCGAAUCAGUUGUGGCUGGUAUGAAGUAGAGUAAACCGGUUUAGUCCAGUUCACAGCAAGAGGAGAGGCUUAGGUUACACAAACAGUAUGGUUUUUGAAUCAGUUGUGGCUGGUAUGAAGUAGAGUAAACCAGUUUGGUCCAGUUCACAGCAAGAGGAGAGGCUGAGGUUACACAAACAGUAUGGUUUUCGAAUCAGUUGUGGCUGGUAUGAAGUAGAGUAAACCGGUUUAGUCCAGUUGACAGCAGGAAGACAGACAUGGAUUCCACAAGUAGGAUGGCCUACAAACUGGUUAUGGUCGGUAUGAUGCAGAGUAAACCAGUUUUUGUGUGGUUCAAAGGAGGAGCAGAGACUCAGAAAUCAAACAGGAGCAGAAAAGAAGAAAAGUAUAAGGCUAAGACCUGAAACCAGUUAUGACCGGUUUGAAACAGAGCAAACCAGACUUUUGUGGGUCACAGCAGAAACAAAAGAAAAUGAAAAGAAUACGCGAGUUGCACUAGAAAGUGGUUUUUGCCAGUGUUAUAAAGAAUGAAUCUGUUCAGUCUGAUUUAAUAACAGAAUGAGAAGAGGUUUCUAUAUUUAUUUUAAAGAAGGGAGUAAUUCGAUCUGUUGGGUCUAGACCUUUAAGGAUCCUGAACUUAAAACCCGUUAUCAUUGAAAAGAAAUUUUGCUAACAAAGUAUUUUUUAAGAAAUUUGUAAAAAAAAAAAAAGAAUCAACCGUUUUUGAUGUCUUUUCUAAGUCAUCCCCUCCAAACCAGUUGUAGGUGGUGUGGAAUUUCACUGAAGUAUGAUAAACUUCCUGGUUACCUUUAAAAUAAACCAUUUUUCCCAGAAAGCUUGCCAAGCUUCAAAGUCAGUAACUACGUGAUAAGACAGUUCUCUCAGCUUUGCAAGCUUCAUCCACUCUGAACUGGUUAUAACUGGUGUAAACCAGUUUGAACCAGUUACGUUACAAAGCAGUACCAGGCGGUCAUCUGAUACUCGUAUACGAUAGUGUAAAUGGCCUUCAACAUUUAGUUUGUUGGCAUUACCCAGAAAAGUCAAUUGUUCUUUUCGUAUUUUCUGUGUGCUUACAUCUAUUUAUUUGGAAAGGAACUUGCACUUCAUGCAUUCAACAUAACUUAUUACAGGAAUGCAAGUCCUCCUGCAAUUGCCUGAUUUCAGGCUUUUUCCAAAUUUCAAGUUACAAAUUGGCGUCAUACAUGUGUGUGUAUAUUUUUACUUCAUACCUCAAAUUUCAGGCAAAAAUGUCUGAAUCCUCUUACGUACCUGCUUAUUACUCACAUAUCCUAAUAAUAGUGCUGCACAAUUGCACUUUCUGUGCCUCUUAGCUCAAACCCUGUUAUAAUUUGUAUGCCUAUAGUUUGGACAAAACACCAAUUGAUACUUCAUACCACUCAGUAUUUUUAGAUUAAUAUGUUGGACAAUUGCCCGGCUUGCCUUAAAAAAUCCAAAUCUGCAAUGUUGUAAAGUCAUGGUGCCCUGUAAAUAUUCAUACCAAAACAAAAAACCUCUGCUUUAAAAUGGGCACAUGAGAACAUUUUGCCUUUGUUUCUAGAUUUGUUUAGGGACUUUUAAUAUCAUCUGAAAAUACCUUAACUUGGAAGACAUAUAUGCAGUAGUUGCCUUUGUUACAUUUGUGGUCGGAAAACCAGACUGAAAUGAUAUUGUAACUGUUUUUUCUGAGAAGUGCCUGUUUCUAGUAUAGGUGCCAUAGUCAAGUGACACAGUUCAAUGAUAAAAGCCUUGAAUUGAGGCUAGUAUACCGACCAGCUGGCAGUGUGUUUAUAAACAAUCGUUAUUUAUCUCAGCAGUAUGAAGAUUACACGCAUAUAACGGUUCAUUUAUCAUGCCCAAUAGUUUGUUUUACAGCUUAGGCCUGUAGACGGCUAUCUUAAUUUUACAAUUAUAAAUUUACCGACAAAGAACCUUUUGAUAAGCAUUAUUAAAACUGGAUUAUUUGCAAUAAAUCCGAUCCUUCUUUCACCAUUGUUAUUGUUUUCACAAAACAAUAGUGGCUAGGAUUUGCCUCCUUUCAGUAUAUCUUCUUCCAUGUCCAGACGAGUUAUGUACUUCAGCUAAAGUACAAAAAAUGUACAGUGUCGUCUUGUAUGAUGUCACAGUACAUUGUAUGUGCUCAUGUUCGAUGAGAAAAAAAGUACAAGCAUUCUCUACUUGAGUAUUUCGUACACUUAACCAUUUUAGUAAACACCUCCCGUAAAACUGUAUCAUUGUUUUGAAAGCACUAUGACUACGCUUAACUUACAAUAUUUGCUAUGUUUUGCAUUGCUUUAUGAAGCUAGACAUGUACGUAAGAGGCUUUUUAUAUCGGUGCUUUUCUUUUCUAUUUACAGCAUCAUGAACAUUAAAGUUUAGACUGUUUUUGUCCUCACAUCAUGGAGGUAUAGGAAACACGCGCUGUGAAAAUACAUGUACUGAAGUAUUAAGACUGUAUACUGAGAACUGAAGUGAUUUAAAAGGGAAAAACCGAGAUUCGUAUCUAAAUAAGAAAGUCAUCUCUUCAAUUAUUAACGACGCCGGUUAACAUUGCCAAACCUUUCGACCAAAGCCUUUUAGGUAAAAUAUGUUUUAAUGCUGAAUCUUGCUGUGCAUUAUUUUGUAUGAUAAAACUGCCAUUUUUUAAAGCGAGUUGAUGGAAGAGCAUAUUUUUUCUCUCGCAAAACAGGAUUGCACUCUCAACUGUACUAUACACAAUAUAGAUUGGAUUUCGUUAAUAAUUUGCUUACUUGAUGUAUAAAUGUCAAACUGAUGUUGAAUGUUCGAUCAAUAAUGUUGCCUUCAGAUCGAUGUUGUGGUCCGCCUUUUUUCCCCAGAUAAUUUUUUCUUUAAGGGGUAUAGAUUACGACCUUUGAUUCGUUAAAGUGUUUUGUAAUAUGUCCAUGAUUGAUUGGAUGUACGUUGUCAUGUCAUCAGCUCAGAUCAUGUAAAUUAACCAGUAUUUAUUUUAAAGCCUUCUUGUGGACAACAACUGCAUCCGAGUGCUGUAAUUAUUAGGCCUACAAUUGCACAUUAAAGUAUAUAUUUCAGAUCAGUAUUAAUAAAUUAGAGCAAUAUACGAA